UUGCGCUAUUUAAAAAAAAGAAGUCAAAGCGUAUGAAAAGAAUGUGAACAGAAAAAUAAGUAUAAGUACAAGUAAAUACGAAGUGCACUAGUAGUUGUACGAAUCGACAAAUUACAGUACGACGGACUUUCCUGUUUAGCAGUGAAAUAUACCUCUAUCUCUCUACCAAGAAACAAACUUUUUCCCUUUUUCUAGGUUUUUUUUGGGUUAAUUUGAUAAUAGAAGCGAAACCCUAGGUUUUGGAUCGUUGAAAAAUGGCAUCUGGAUCAUCUGGGAGACCAAACAAUGGGGGUUUUGAUUUCGGGUCGGAUGAUAUUCUGUGUUCGUAUGAAGACUAUGUUGCUAAUCAAGACCCAUCUAAUGGAACCCAUUCUGAUCCUGUGAUCGCUCCCAAUUCUGCUAAGGAGUUCCACAAAAGCAGAAUGACGAGGUCAUCAAUGUUUCCUGCUCCAGCAUAUAGUCCACCAGAAGAAUCUUCCUUCAAUCAAGACAUGAUAUGUACUGUUGAGAAGACCAUGAAGAAAUAUGCCGACAAUCUCAUGCGUUUCCUAGAGGGAAUCAGCUCACGCUUGUCACAGUUGGAAUUAUACUGUUACAAUCUUGAUAAGUCUAUUGGAGAAAUGCGCUCUGAUUUAGUUCGGGAUCAUGGUGAGGCAGAUUUAAAACUGAAGGCUCUCGAGAAGCAUGUCCAAGAGGUCCACCGAUCUGUGCAGAUUCUAAGAGAUAAACAAGAACUUGCUGAAACUCAAAAGGAGCUGGCCAAGCUUCAGCUUGCACAGAAAGACUCAACUUCAUCCAGCAAUUCUCAGCAGAAUGAGGAGAAGAAUGCUCAACACCUGUCUGAUGCUAAAAAAAGUGAUAACUCACCUGAAGUGCAUGGACAGCAACUGGCUCUUGCAUUACCUCAUCAAGUGGCACCCCAGGCUUCUCUUACUAGCCGACCUGUGGAGCAGCCACAACAGCUACCAGUGCAGCCUCCGCAACCAAUUCCAUCCCAAAGUAUGCCCCAGUCGCAAGGAUAUUAUUUACCCCCUCCUCAGAUGGUAAAUCAACAAGCUCCAACUCAGUUGUCUCAAGGUCAGUAUUUGUCAUCUGACUCCCAGUAUCGAAAUCCUCAAAUGCAAGUACCACCACAGCCAGCGCCAGCUCAGGUGAAUCAGACACCACAAGUCAAGUCAAUGCCCCAAUAUCAGCAGCAGUGGGCCCAACAGGUGCCACAACAGGUUCAACAUUCACAAAUACCAAGUAUGCAACAGCAAGCUAGACCUACAUCACCUGCUGUUUAUCCCUCUUAUCCGCCCAGUCAGCCUAAUCCUACUCCUGAGACAGCGCCCAAUAGUAUGCCAAUGCAAGUGCCGUUUUCUGGAAUAUCUCAAUCAGUUGCUAGCCAUCCCGAUGCAAUGCCUUAUGGGUAUGAUAGGUCUGGCAGGCCCCUUCAGCAACAGCCUGCGGCGGCGCAUCUUAAGCCUUCAUUUGGUGCCGUGGGCGAUGGGUAUGCAGCUAGUGGAGCUCAUCCAACACUCUCUCCAGUAAAUGCAUAUCUGAUGUAUGAGGGUGAAGGCACAAGGGGCCAUCCACCACCACAACCAAAUUUCUCACAAAGUGGUUAUCCUCCCUCCAGCUUCCCUCCCCAAAAUCCGCAGUCAACCCCCAGUGCAAAUCUGAUGGUUUGUCCACCUCAGUUGGUGCGCAACCAUCCAUACAACGAGCUGAUUGAAAAGCUAGUGAGUAUGGGCUACCGCGCUGAUCAUGUUGUUAAUGUGAUCCAAAGGCUCGAGGAAAGUGGUCAGCCUGUUGAUUUCAAUGCUGUCCUGGAUAGGUUGAAUGGACAUUCAUCUGGUGGUUCUCAGAGAGGAUGGUGAGGUUAAGCGAUCAGGCCCAGUUUUUCUAUCUGUGUUUCAUGAAUGUUCUGAAAAACUAGAGAGUGGAAGUGCAUUGUGACUCGAAUACCAUCUAUUGCUGAAUAAGGAGUCGUGUUAGUAGUCUCAAUCUGGUAUAUAUGAGAUCUUUAGAUGCAUUGUAUAUUUGUCAUUGUCUUCCGAAGCUUUGUUAUUUUAACAUACAAACUUCUGAAGCUUUGUUAUUUUUCCUGCAAACUUCUGAACCUCUGCUAUAGUUGUAAGGGAACUGGUCUACACCUCUGUUUGAAAUUGAAAUGCUCUCUUUUUCUUAUCC
Molecule: messenger RNA, 2175 nt
Organism: Nicotiana attenuata
Lineage: Eukaryota; Viridiplantae; Streptophyta; Magnoliopsida; Solanales; Solanaceae
Product: ataxin-2 homolog
Exons: 3
Coding region: 255-1862 (535 amino acids)
Source: RefSeq, a predicted model, not a curated record